AUGUCUUGCUACGACCUGUCCUACACCUCUGCCUGCGGCGUCUACCGCCCUCAGCCCCUCGCUGACAGCUGCAACGAGCCGUGCGUCCGUCAGUGCCCCGACUCCACAACCGUGAUCCAGCCGCCUCCAGUCGUCGUCACCUUCCCCGGCCCCAUCCUCAGCUCCUUCCCCCAGGAUUCAGUUGUGGGAUCCUCUGGAGCACCCGUCCUUGGGGGCUAUGGGGCCUAUGGCUCCCUGGGCUAUGGGGGUCUCUAUGGCUAUGGGGGCUAUGGCUCCUCCCUGGGCUAUCGGGGUCUGUACGGCUAUGGAGGCUCUCUUGGUUAUGGGGGCCUGUAUGGCUAUGGUAGACCCUACGGUUCUAACUAUUGCAACCCUUACUCCUACUGGUACAACAGGUACGGCCGUGGCAGCUGCGGGCCCUACUAA
Phaethon lepturus (White-tailed tropicbird) is the source of this 426-nucleotide messenger RNA. Its product is annotated as scale keratin-like. The record is from RefSeq and is a predicted model, not a curated record. The transcript has a single exon. NCBI's taxonomy places the organism in Eukaryota, Metazoa, Chordata, Aves, Phaethontiformes, Phaethontidae. Gene Ontology annotation, molecular function: structural constituent of cytoskeleton. Gene Ontology annotation, cellular component: intermediate filament. The coding region runs from base 1 to 426 and encodes 141 amino acids.